Molecule: messenger RNA, 2130 nt
Organism: Capronia epimyces CBS 606.96
Lineage: Eukaryota; Fungi; Ascomycota; Eurotiomycetes; Chaetothyriales; Herpotrichiellaceae
Product: ATP-binding cassette, subfamily D (ALD), member 2
Exons: 1
Coding region: 1-2130 (709 amino acids)
Biological process (GO): very long-chain fatty acid catabolic process; long-chain fatty acid import into peroxisome; peroxisome organization
Cellular component (GO): peroxisomal membrane
Molecular function (GO): long-chain fatty acid transmembrane transporter activity; ATP hydrolysis activity; ABC-type transporter activity
Source: RefSeq, a predicted model, not a curated record
AUGGCAGCUCAAUCCAAACUGCUCCCUCCCGGGCGGACUGUCAAGCAACUCAUCUCCGAAUUGAGCGCCCUCUACCUCAAACAUCGUACCAAGAUAUCCCGCACCGUUUUCGUCACGCUGGUCGUCGCCCUGGUCCAUCGAGUCCACAAUGCCAUCUCCGAGCAGAAGGCGGCGGUGCGCAGGCAGGCAGAAAUCCGAGCCCAGCAGUCCGCCACCAUAGGAGACAGCGAUGCGGCGAGUCAGGAGCACAAGAAAAGGAGGGUGGAAAUCAACAGAGAGUUCUUCCGCAACCUCCUUCGCCUGCUGAGGAUAGUCAUACCCGGGUGGCGGAGUAAGGAACUGCGACUUCUCGUCAGCCACAGCGUGUUUCUGAUCCUGCGAACCCUCCUGUCGCUGUACGUGGCCGACCUCGAUGGCAAGGUGGUCUCGGCACUGGUCAAGGGACGCGGCAGAGACUUCGUGCUUGGUCUGGUCUGGUGGAUGUUGGUUGCCGUGCCGGCCACCUUCACCAAUUCCAUGCUGCAAUACCACCAAACCAGACUGGCGCUCGCCUACCGGACGCGAUUGACGAACCACAUCCACGAGAAAUACCUCAAUAACAUGACCUUCUAUGCCCUGUCAGCCUUGGACGAUCGCAUCAAAAAUCCCGACCAACUCAUCACCGUCGACGUCGCCCGAUUCAGCAAUUCCCUUGCCGAAUUGUAUUCGAAUCUUGCCAAACCCAUCCUCGACAUGGUGAUUUACAAUUACUCCUUGUCCAAGUCCGUGGGUGGAGAAGGGCUUUUCGCCAUGGCUUUGCUGGUCCAAGUAUCUGCCAAUGUCAUGCGUGCGCUCACACCUCCUUUCGGGAAAUAUGUGGCGGACGAGGCGAGACUGGAAGGAGAGUUUCGAUUCCAGCAUACCCGGCUCAUUGACUAUAGCGAAGAGGUUGCGCUGUACUUUGGGCAUGAAGCUGAGAAAGAUACAUUGGAUAAAGGUUAUUUCACGUUGAUCAAACAUGUCAACCGCAUAUUGCGGAGAAGGUUCUACCAUGGACUCAUGGAAGACUUUGUCAUCAAAUACUUCUGGGGCGCCCUCGGUCUUAUCCUGUGCUCGCUGCCAGUCUUUUUCAAGAUCCCCGGUCAGACCCUACAGGCUGCAGGCGACCAUACAGAAAGCUUUGUCAAGAAUAGACGAAUGCUGCUCAGCAGCUCCGAUGCGUUCGGCCGCAUCAUGUUCUCGUACAAAGAGAUCACCGAGUUGGCCGGAUAUACUUCAAGAGUUGCUGGAUUGUUGGACGUCAUGGACGAGGUUUCGGCGGGCCACUUCGAAAAGAAGCUGGUCAGCUCGGCGAGCACCGAGGAAAACGCCGCCGUGCUCAAAGGUCGCGGGACGAUCGAAGAAAGCGAAAACAUCGAGUUCACCGACGUACCCAUUGUCAGUCCCAAUGGCGAUGUUCUUGUCAAAAAGCUGAGCUUCCGCAUCAAACCCGGCGAUCACCUGCUCAUCGUCGGUCCUAAUGGCUGUGGGAAAUCAAGCUUGUUCCGGAUCCUCGGCGGCCUGUGGCCCGUGUAUGGCGGAAGGGUGAAGAAGCCAAGUUUUGAAGACAUCUUCUAUAUCCCUCAACGGCCAUACCUCAGUCGCGGUACACUCAGAGAUCAGAUCAUCUAUCCUGACACGCUUUAUGAGUUCCGGGCCAAGGAUUGCUCGGAAGAGGAGCUGAAGCAGAUCUUGGAAAUCUUGGAGAUCGAAUCUGUUCUCGAUCGUCCUAACGGCUGGGAUGCGGUCGAGGAAUGGAGAGAUGUUUUUUCGGGCGGCUUACAGCAGCGAAUCGCCAUGGCCCGGCUCUUCUACCACAAACCCAAAUACGCCAUUUUGGACGAGUGUACCAGCUCCGUCACACUGGAGAUGGAACGGAAGAUGUACGAGACUGCCAAAAGCCUGGGGACUACAUUGAUGACGGUGUCUCAUCGACGAAGCCUGUGGAAGUAUCAUAGCAUGAUUCUCCAGUUUGACGGUCAGGGAAGCUACGUCUUCAGCAAACUUGAUGCGGAAAGGCGAAUCCAGCUCGAAGACGAAAAGGAGGAGGUAGAGGCCCUCCUACGCGGAGUGGAAGGAUGGAAGGCUAGGCUGGCUGAACUAGAGGAAUGA